Messenger RNA from Saprolegnia diclina VS20, 1255 nucleotides. RefSeq lists its product as hypothetical. The record is from RefSeq and is a predicted model, not a curated record. NCBI's taxonomy places the organism in Eukaryota, Oomycota, Saprolegniomycetes, Saprolegniales, Saprolegniaceae. The transcript has a single exon. Gene Ontology annotation, biological process: transmembrane transport; carbohydrate transport. Gene Ontology annotation, molecular function: carbohydrate:proton symporter activity. The coding region runs from base 28 to 1182 and encodes 384 amino acids. Gene Ontology annotation, cellular component: membrane.
GGUGUCCUCUUCUGCGUCGGCACGCUCAUGCUCGUCCUCACCAACAAGAUGGGCCACACCCUUGCCUUGAUCGCCCGUAUCAUCCAGGGCAUGGGCGUCGGCAAUUCGUCGUUCUCGCUGCCGAUUUUUGGUGCUGAGAUGGCCCCGAAGGAGCUCCGCGGUAUGCUCUCGGGCUUUAUGCAAAUGUCGAUCGUCACCGGUAUCCUCCUCGCCGGUAUCAUCAACAUCGUCGUCGAGAAGCAGGAGAAGGGCUGGCGCACCACCAACGCCGUCGCGAUGGCCUUCCCGGUGAUCGUCAUGGCCGGUAUCUUCUUCGUGCCCGAGUCGCCGCGCUGGCUGUACAAGGCCAAGGGCCGUGAGGUCGCUGAGACCGAGCUCAAGCGUCUCCGUCGUACCGAGAACGUCGGUGCUGAGCUCCAGGCCAUUGGUGAUGCCCUUGAAGAAGAGGGCCAUGACUCGGCCACGUGGGCGGACCUCUGGCACCCGUCGAUUCGCCCGCGCCUCAUCAUCGCGAUGCUCCUCCAGCUCCUCCAGCAGGCCACCGGUAUCAACCCUGUCUUUGUGUACGGCGGUCAAAUCUUCAAGGACGUUGUCGGUGACGGCCUCACGUCGCUUUUGAUCCUUCAGAUCGUCAACUUUGUCUCGACGAUCCCCGCCAUGUACUGGGUCGACAAGAUCGGUCGCCGCAAGCUCCUCCUCCUUGGUGGGGCUGGUAUGGUCAUCGGUCACUUGGUCUCGGCCAUUGCGUUCUCGGCCGGUUGCCAUGGUGACACGGAAGACUCUGGCUGCUCGAAGGGUGCGGGCUGGACCAUGAUUGUGUUCACGGCCUUCUUCAUCUUCAACUUUGCGAUUUCGUGGGGUCCGAUCUGCUGGAUCUACCCGGCCGAGAUCUUCCCGAUGAACGUGCGCGCCAAGGCCGUGUCGGCGUCGACGAUGACCAACUGGUGCAUGGGUGCGCUCAUGAUUGGCAUCCCCAAGCUCUUCCCGUACCUCAACAUCAACGGCGUCUUCUUCCUCUUUGCGGCGCUCUGUACCGUUGCCGGUGUCUAUGUCUACUUCAAGUGCCCGGAAACCAAGGGUGUGCUUCUCGAAGACAUCGAGCAGCUCUUCUCGGGUUCCAAGCACAUCGCACCGGUGGCCAAGGACACCUCGAUCGAGACGCCCAAGCUCGACGAGGUCUAAUGCCCGUCUUCUGUUGAUAAUAUAAUGUGUGCCGUUUUCUCAAAAAAAAUCACGUAUUUUUAUUCACGCCGCC